This is a messenger RNA of Dinoponera quadriceps, 1458 nucleotides long. RefSeq names its product putative methyltransferase C9orf114 homolog. The coding region runs from base 322 to 1437 and encodes 371 amino acids. Lineage: Eukaryota; Metazoa; Arthropoda; Insecta; Hymenoptera; Formicidae. The transcript is spliced from 2 exons. The record is from RefSeq and is a predicted model, not a curated record.
CUACGAAUGGCAGCGCACUCUCAGUUCAAUUUUUUUUGGUUCCCCCCUCGUAUAUUCCGCACCAUGGGACCACCGAGCCAUAACUUAUUUACUAGUUCAGCAGUACAGCUAAAAAGAACACACCACAGAGACAGCCUGUUCAGUAAACUCGUGCAUUGUUGAAUUCCGCUGCAUUGCUAUGAAAAGAACGUCUGCAUGUGCAGUUCCAACUAAGAAAAACGUUUCUUUUUUUUUAUACAUCUAUGAAUUAAAUUAAAUUAGAAUGUUAUUUUAGAAACAUCAGUGUCGAUAUUUUCUGAUCCUGGUAAUCUUCGGGGAAUAAUGUCUGCCGCAAAACCCGAAGCAAAAUGUUGGAAGGAAUACAACUGUAAACGGAAAGAGUUACAAAAACAAUGGAAGGAAGAGAAGCUGAUAAAAAAAGCUAGGAAAGCGGAAUUAAAAGAGCAAUUGAAGAAUGAAACAAAGGAGCACGUAGAAGAUAUAAAGUAUGAACAGCCGGAAAUCUGCACUGUGAGUAUAGCAAUACCUGGAUCAAUUCUCGACAACGCACAGUCCUUGGAAUUACGGACAUAUCUGGCAGGACAAAUUGCGCGUGCUGCAUGCAUCUACAAUAUAGAUGAGGUCAUAGUGUUUGAUGACAAAGGCGAUGUCACGGAGGAUGAAAAAAAGAAGAUGAGGAAAAACGACAUACUUGGCGAAGCCAGAAUAGGAUGUCUGCAAUUGGCUAGAAUAUUGCAGUAUAUGGAAUGUCCACAGUACCUGAGGAAAUAUUUCUUCCCAAUUCAUAAAGAUUUACAAUAUGCAGGUAUAUUGAAUCCUUUGAAUACGCCACAUCACUUAAAACAGGAUGACAUUUCUCUGUACCGGGAAGGAAUAGUUACGAACAAACCCACAAAAAUUGGCAAAGGUUGUCAGGUAAAUGUAGGACUCCAGAAUGACGUUUACAUUGAUAAGAUGUUAAUACCUGGAUUAAGAGUGACUGUAAAAAUACCACCUAACCAACCAAAUCCCAAAAAGUUGAAGGGUAUUGUAGUACCACCCAACAUACCACGUAUGGAAACUGGCAUAUACUGGGGAUAUACUGUCAAAUUAGUCAAAAAUCUAACAGAAGUACUGACCAAUUGUCAAUACAAAGGUGGAUAUGACUUAACAAUUGGAACAUCUGACAAGGGAACAUUGAUUGAUGAAAUAGAAGCAAGAAGUUUGGAAUAUCGCCAUUGCCUGAUAGUAUUUGGAGGUCUCGCUGGAUUAGAAGCAAUAGUAGAUGUAGACUCACAGUUGGACACUGAUGAUCCAUCAUUAGUAUUUCACAAAUAUUUAAAUACAUGUCCCCAGCAAGGAUCACAGACAAUCAGAACAGAAGAAGCAGUUCUUAUAACUCUAGCUGAAUUAAGAACAAAGCUGAUGCCCAAAAAACAAGAUGUUACCCAAAAAUAAGUAAAUUUAAAAUAGAUAAGU